UUGCCCCCCUCCCCUACCAGUAACAAAAUGGCUGCUGACAUUUUUACGAAUGAGCGAGUUUUCUAUGUCUGCAGCUGUGGCUCAAAACGCCCGAUUACUCGCAUAUACUUUUGUCGGCAUUGUUCUAAGCUGCGAUGCGGCGACUGCGUUUCGCACGAGGUGGACUCAAACUACUGCUCCAACUGCCUUGAGUACAUGCCCUCGCCUGAGGCACGGGUGAAGAAAAACAAGUGCUCGACGUGCUUUGAGUGCCCAAGCUGUGGGCACACGCUGUCGGUGCGUGCCACCACCAUCCAGGUGCAGACACCCGAGGAACCUGGCAAGGCAGUGGCCAAGAAGGUCUACUACAUGGCCUGUGGCCUUUGCCGAUGGGCCACCAAGGAUGUCGGCCUGCCUGACCAGCCACUAGCCACGGGCGGCUGGCAGGAGUACGAGAACCCAUGGAGCAAACAGGUGGGCACUCUGUUUGAGCAUUACCGGCUGGUGGCUCAGCGGGACAAGAUGGAGCGGGACCGCAAAAAGGCCAGCCAGCGUGCAGGCUACCUCCAGUUCUCGGACCGAUAUGGAGUGUCGGCAGUGGUGGCUAAAAAGUUUGCGGGUCUCAUCAGUGUUGGCAGGAAGGAGGAUGAGGUGAAGAAAAUGGAAGAGGUGCAGCCAGCUGUUGCCACCGAGGAGCUCGAGCCACUUCCAGAGGAGUACUUAACUGAGCCAGUCAGUGUAGCUCAAGUGUGCAGCAUUGGCCAGCGACUGUCCCAGCCGGACCUGCAGGCUGAGUACACAGCCUUCCUGCAGCCCAAGCGCAAGCCCCUGCUCAUCAAGCGCUCGCAGAGGUGCCGGGAGUGUGAGCACAACUUAAGCAAGCCCGAAUUCAGCCCUGCCAGCAUCAAGUUCAAGAUCCAGAUGGCCGCAUUCCACCACAUCCCGGAAGUCAAAAUCAAGUCGGUGACCGCAUUCAACAUUGGAGAGGAGUGCUACGUGCAACUUUCGUUGCACAAUCCAACGCCACACGUGACUCAUGUGACGCUACUACCAGUUGAGCAAGCUGUUGAAGGGACCACUGCCAAGGUGCUUCUGCCUAGCUGCGAGUUCAUUCUUCCAGCCAGGGACGACACUGCCGAAUUUGACGAUGCCAGCGACAGCACUUUCUCGGAUGACCCCAGUGUGGUGACAUUCCGCAAAGCCAACAGGCUGGGCUUCUACAUUCGAGUCAUUCCUUCCGAAGAAGAGGCUGUCAUUGUGGCGUUCCGUCUGAAGCACGACUUUACGAACAUGGUGGUGCAACUGCAGGCUGAGCCCCGGAGACCCGAAGUGGUGUGGAUGACGCACACCGUGCUUGUCAACUUGGGCACCCGCUCAUAUCGGCCACCUGUGUAGGCCGACUGGUUUAAUGUUUAUGCACCUUGCAACUAAUAAAAGUUAUUUGCACGGAGUAA
Dermacentor silvarum is the source of this 1433-nucleotide messenger RNA. It is a transcript of the gene DCTN4-p62, whose product is annotated as dynactin subunit 4. NCBI's taxonomy places the organism in Eukaryota, Metazoa, Arthropoda, Arachnida, Ixodida, Ixodidae. The record is from RefSeq and is a predicted model, not a curated record. Bases 28 to 1374 code for a protein of 448 amino acids. The transcript has 13 exons. Gene Ontology annotation, cellular component: dynactin complex.